AUGCAGACAAGGCGAGAUGAAGAAGCUUCGAACCGUAAGGCUCUUCACCAACAGCCAGUGCUGAUGGCUACAUCGACACCUGCAGUUACAGAUCACAGCUCUAGCAACGGAUUGGCGAGUAUUAAACGACCGACUUCGACGCCUCGAAGCUCGUCGCCCUCGGUGGAUUCGACAAAUGCAGAGUUUGAGGGGAAUCUGCGCGAGUCUGUACGUCUCCAUCGCGAGGUGAACAAGCGCACGUUGAGUGUGACACGGAAGAGGCAAUUGCCACGACUGCCAACUCCCGCGCGUGGCAAGUCGCACUGGGACUUUUUGCUGGAGGAAAUGAAGUGGAUGGCGACAGAUUUUGCCCAGGAACGCAAUUGGAAGCGUGUGAUUCAACACCGUCUAGCGGCGGAUGUGAUUGUGGCGCAGAAGGCGGAAAGUGUGCGUCAAGAGCACGAGAAUCGUCAGAUGGCGCGUGGCAUUGCGUUGCAGAUUUCGGCCUUUUGGCGGACGAUGGAGAGGAUCGCUGCGAGAUCACGAGUUCGCUUUGAAGCUGCAGGUACGGAUCAAGGCGAGAUUGACGACCCGAUGUCGGGAGAUGCUGAGGAUGACGGCAAGCGAAGCAAGAGCGAGGAUCUGGAUGUGGCUAGCACAUCCGACGGUGUUUUGGCGUUGAAAUACCACACUAUCGAAGUCGCUCGGAGCAAUGGAGCUAAUGUUAAGAAGGGAGAAGCAAAGGCUGACGCAGUGUUGGCGUCAGCUAAGACACAUAUGACGUACAUCGUGAGUGCUGGCAAACGUGCUCGCAGUGCGAUGACCUCUUCGACUGCAGAAGAUGCAGAUAAGUCGUCGACAUGGUCGCUACGUGAAGCAGCGUUCCGGGAUCUACAAGCUCGGUGUACUGCUCUACAGACUACGGGAGGUCCUACCAUUAUUCUGGCUGCUUUCCAGCUACUGGCGUUGCGGUGGAUGCUGGAUUUGUAUUCUAGCGGUCUCAACAUUUUCCUGAAUGACCAACUUGGUAUGGGCAAGGCAACAACUAUCGUCGCUUUCCUCAGUCUCAUCGAGAUCGUGUCUUCUCAGAAGCAACACGGCGACGAGACGACUGUAACUACAGAAGACCAGGUGACAGGUCCGCAUCUGAUAAUUGUGUCGGAGGAGGAGCUGCAUAAAUGGCGGUAUUUUCUUCGGAUAUGGCACCCAGGUCGGCGUAUUCAGCUUUAUGAUGGUGUUGGUAGUACCUCGUCUUGUAGAGAACAACUGCAGCGGGAGUGGAAGAGGAAGUCUCGAGCUCAAGCACACAAGACCGAGGACGCGUUUCUUACGUACGACGACGACGACGAGCUGGACUUGGACGAACUAUACGACCCUAUUUACUGUGUGCUGUGCCCCGUGAGUGCAUUUGCUCAAGACCGAGAUGCGUUUGUGGCAUUCACGAACUGGCAGAUGGUCGUAGUAGAAAACGAGCAUGGAGCGCAGUUUGAAGAUGCGGCCUGUGUCUCAGCGCUGCAGCAACUGCGACAACGACAGCGACGAGUCUUGUGCAAUGGACAGUCGCUUGAGAAUUGGAAAAACACUGCACUACGACUGCAGUACGCUGAGUUUCUAGUGCGAGAAGCGUCGGAUGACCAUGUGACUGAACGACGCCAUCGAGUGGAGAAGUGGCCAGUGCAGGAGUUGAACGUGGAGAGAGCGUCUGUGGCGGAGGUGAUGCAGCUGUAUGGCAAGUCAUCCAGUGUCCGAGCGUCGCUGUGGAAGGCUGCAUCGCAGGAGGACACUCCGCAGUACAUGAAUGCCUUGCUUGUGGCGUUAUCUUGUCUCAGUUUGCGACGUGUACGGAGCGAAGUCGAGUCGGAACUUGGCAAGAUCGACGAGAUCAGCUUGAGUUGUCAACCCAGUCUGUCACAAAGGACGCAGUACCGCAACGUGUUGACUGGGUUCGCUGCUACUCUGGAUACUUGUAGUGGCCGUGAAGAGCGUUUAAGUGUAUGGCUGCAGCUUCUGCUUCGUCUUCGAGAGAUCUGCAAUUGUGUCGAUCUUGUGAAUGAUAUGGACAAGUUGGGACACGCGGAUAUGCGCUUGCUUACGAGUUGUUCUGCGAAACUGCAAGUGCUGGAGCCACUGCUACGUCGACUGUUGCUUCAGGAAGGCAAGAAGGUGGUGAUUUACUGCCAGUUCAACGCCAUGUUCCCUGUACUGGAGUUUUUCCUGUCUCUGCUAGAUAUCAACUACGUACGUGUGACUGGAUCUGUUGCCAUGCAGCGUCGUGCGCUGUGUCACUUCGCUGAUCGCGCAGUGGUGCGUGUAGCACUAGCGUCUACUCGAUUGUCCAUGUCCAAUGGGAGACGAGCAGUGUCAGUAUUUGGAAGUGAAGCCAUUAUCGUCGUGGACGGAGACUGGAACGCUACUUGUGACGCUAAACUCCGUGCAAGUUGGGCCAAAAUGGCUGUGGGUGGCGCUGAUACGCUGCCAGUCUACCGAUUACACUGCGAGAAUACCAUUGAAGCGUCGUUGUUACGUGUGGGAGCGUCGCUCACGGAGAAGGUAUUCGGCGAGAUGAGUCCCCAGGAACUUCUGGCUGUGCCAUCGGACAUGACGCCAAGCUUGACGAUCGAAAAGCCGAGCUGGUGGUCUUCAACUGCCACUAGUAGCGGUGGGAACGGUUUGACGGAUACGGGAGCUAUGGCGAGACUUACGCAGGUAGCUCAGCAGGUGGAGAGUGAUGAGAAGUAUUGUGGAGAUGCCAACGAGUUGGGAGCGCCGCUCAUUGUGCAUAAUGUGGAUCUGGAUGCUGAAGAACAUCUCUUAUUGGCUAAUACGGACGAGCUGACGCCUGUGGAAUGGUAUGCUGUUAACUACGUACACAACGUUACUGACAAGAAGCAGGAAGGAGAAGGCAAGACUGUUGAAAGCGCCGAGAGUAAUGAAGAGGAGAGUGCAGCGUUUUGGAACGAUAGCAACGUCUUCCUCCAGUCAGACGAGCGUUCAUUCGAGAAGCUGGCAACGUUGGAAGCCAAUCGUCAGUGGCAAGAAGGAGACGCCACUUCGCAGCUCUUUUUCACGCUGGAUACUCGCUACAAUGGCGUUGUGGACAUUGCGCUUGAAAAGGUGUUUAUGCAGAUGCGUAUGGAGGGGAUGGAGACUCAUUUCGACGUCUACAAACCUCCCAGAACCCUCCAAUCAAACCAGAUGACGUUCCGAGUGUCGUAUCGUGUUAAACGCAAGCUGGAGUCGCAGUUGGGAGGGAUCAAGUCGGCGUCUCAGAAAGAAAUGCGUGUGGAUUUAGAAGGCAUACCGGUCCCAGAUGUAUCGGAGUUUGCUGACGACGAUUUUUGGGGCGAUACGAACUUGGAUGCGCUCGAUUCGGCCGAAUGGGACGAUCCUGCGCUUCUAAGCGGCAUUCUUGGUGCUGGUGUAGGUACUGGCACUGGAGCGUCAUCGACUGCUUCGUCAGGUACGGCGUCCAGCGGCACGACGACCGCUGCGAGUGCUACUGGAGCGGAUGCCUCGAAGACAGGCUCGCAGAAGAGCUCCAAGAAGUCCAAGACGAGCACCGGACGAGCUCGGAAGAGCAGCAUGUCGUCGGACUCUGGACGUGACGCUUGGAGUGUGCAUGACGACAUCAUUCUCAAGAAACUCUUCGAGCUAUACGGCGCCAACUGGACGCUCAUCGCUCAGGUGUUUAACUCGUCCACUGCAGUCUCUCGCUUCGUGUGUAAGAAGCGGUCACCACGACAAUGUUACGAUCGCUAUGGCAAGAUUAUCUCCGGUAGUCUUGCUAACACGGGUGCUUCUGUUCUGAAAGACAAUAAGUUGAGCACGUUGAAAGCGCAACGUGCCGCUGCCGCUGCGAAUGUGGCGGCUGCGCAACUCACGUCUGUUGUACUGGAUACUCGGAUCGGCUUGCCUCACAGUGAGCUGCUACUCACGUUCCCGCAAUGUCACUCGUUUCCUGGAUUACCACCUGCUUCCAUCGUGAGUGAACUCAGCUUAGUGGAGAUGACACUGGCGCAGAGAAAGAAGCUCGCUAUCGAUAAAAAACCCACCGGAAUGGACGAACUUAAGUCGAUCAAGACGUCGUUCGACGCUAUCAUCCAGUGUAUGAAGCACAAGACGUCGCCCCCGCCGAUCCCGAUCCCCGUCGGAGCGACGGAAUCGAGCUCGGAUCUUGGGACGAAGGCGUCGCUUACAGCAGCGUCAGAGACUCCUACUACGUCAGCUCCAGUUGUUGCGACCCCUACGAAGUCAACUACCAAGAAAGCUACGGUUUCCCCGUCCGUAACAGCGAAGGCGAUGUCUGUGGCGGUGCCGCCGCCGCAUAAGUCGCACACGGAUAUGAUUUCUCUUCUUCCGACGACUGUGUUGGGUCCAGACGAAGUGAUUAAACGCAGUAAAGAGGCUGCUGUGGUGGCUGUACAAGCGGCAGCUGCUGUAGCUUCGGUUGGACGGGACGGGUCGCCACUUUCAGCUAGUGGUGAUGCCAUGCUGGGUGCUGGCUCGAACUUUGGUGCAGCCGUGAGUGGCUCGAUGCCGCGACGCUCUCAUGCGGCGAGUCUCACGAGUGAAAUGACAGCGGUUGGCGUCCUGUCUACGUCUUCUAUUGCGCCUACUGUUCCUGCGACUGGAGCUGCUACCACAGCGUCAAACACUGGAACCUGGGGAGGAAACAUGGUGCAGACCAAUGGAUUGAACGCCAGUGCGUCCAUGGAGUUGAACGCUGCCUCUGUACUCCCAGGAACAGAAGCACCGCGAGCGCCUAUGCCGGUGACUACGUCGACGCUACUGCAUGUACUGGACCGUAUGCCCGAGAUCAAGAACAAGAUCCAAUCGAUAUUGAACCGCACCGACUGCUCCGAGUCGCAGAAAGUGGCGAUGAUCGCGCGGUUAUUGAGCAACACGAACGCUAUCAACAACACGAACGCGUUGGCGUCGCCUGCAUCGACUCCGAACAGCAACACGGUCUUGUCGGCGUUGACUGCCGACGCGGGCAUGCUCAACUCGUCCGACAUGUUGAUUGACACGGACUCGCCUCUUCCAAUGCCGGCGUCGCUGGAUGCGUCGUCAUCGUCGAAUGUGACUCCUUCGUCAGGACAAUUCCAGUCCCCGCCAACGUCGCAACCGUGA
Phytophthora infestans T30-4 is the source of this 5109-nucleotide messenger RNA. RefSeq lists its product as uncharacterized. Lineage: Eukaryota; Oomycota; Peronosporomycetes; Peronosporales; Peronosporaceae. The record is from RefSeq and is a predicted model, not a curated record. Gene Ontology annotation, molecular function: DNA binding; ATP binding; ATP-dependent chromatin remodeler activity. The transcript has 3 exons. The coding region runs from base 1 to 5109 and encodes 1702 amino acids. Gene Ontology annotation, cellular component: nucleus.